AUGGCGAAAGAGGAUAAGAAAAGAAAAGUCGAAGACAGCAGCGAGGUUGUAGAGAAGAAAUUCAAGAAGGAGAAGAAGGACAAGAAGGAGAAAAAAGAAAAGAAGGAUAAGAAGGACAAGAAAGACAAGUCUGAAAAGAAGGAGAAAAAGGACAAGAAGGACAAAAAAGAGAAGAAAGACAAAAAAGUCGAGUCUACUGAAUCUACUGAGUCUACUUCGAAGACUUCUUCCUUUUCUACUACUUAUGUUCAGUCCGACGACUUAAACAAUGUUCCUGAAUCAGAAAUUCAAGAUUACUUGAAGAAGAACGAGGUAGCCGUGGAGGACCCAGAGAAAUUGAACUUGCGUCCACUCUUGAAGUUCAGCCAAGUUGACCUUGUGUCUGAAGUUCAGAAGGCCAUCUCUCAGUUCCCAUCCCCAACCCCAAUUCAAGCUGUGUCUUGGCCAUAUCUUUUGAGCGGCAAGGACGUUGUUGGUGUUGCAGAAACCGGAUCUGGUAAGACAUUUGCUUUCGGUGUUCCCGCUGUCAACUACAUUUUGGGUGAGCAAAAGAAGGGUUUGAAGGUUUUGUGUCUUUCUCCAACCCGUGAAUUGGCUCUUCAGAUUUACGACAACUUGGAACUCUUACUCAAGGAAACGAACAUUUCUAGUGUUGCCAUCUAUGGAGGUGUUAGUAAGCAAGACCAAAUUGACAAAUUGAAGUACGCCAGCAUCGCUGUUGCCACCCCAGGUCGUUUGGUUGACUUGUUGGAAGACGGUUUGGUAGACUUGUCAGGAGUGGACUACUUGGUCCUUGAUGAAGCCGACAGAAUGUUGGACAAAGGAUUCGAAGAGCACAUCAAGCAAAUUAUUGGUAAGACUAAACACAAGUCCGAACGUCAAACCUUGAUGUUCACCGCUACUUGGCCAAAAGAGGUCAGAGAACUCGCCUCUGUCUUCAUGAACGAUCCUGUCAAGGUCACCAUUGGUGAGCGCGAUGAAUUGGCCGCCAACAAGAGAAUUACUCAAAUUGUGGAGGUGAUCGAUCCUCGUGAAAAGGAGAAGAAGCUUCUUCAACUCCUUAGAAAGUACCAAAGUGGAGCCAACAAAAACGACAAGGUUCUAGUCUUCGCUUUGUACAAAAAGGAGGCUCUGCGUGUCGAGUCCCUUUUGCAAAGAAACGGGUACAGUGUUGCUGCAGUCCACGGAGACUUGACUCAACAGCAACGUUCUAACGCUUUGGGCAGAUUUAAAUCGGGUGAUUGCACCUUGAUGUUGGCUACUGAUGUUGCAGCCAGAGGUUUGGACAUUCCAAACGUCAAGGUGGUCAUUAACUUGACUUUCCCCCUUACUGCUGAGGACUACGUUCACAGAAUCGGUCGUACUGGAAGAGCAGGUCAAACCGGUAUCGCACACACACUUUUCACUGAGCACGAGAAGCACCUCAGUGGAGCUUUGUGUAACAUUUUGCGUGGUGCCAACCAAAACGUGCCAGAAGAAUUACUUAAGUUCGGAGGCCACACCAAAAAGAAAGCCCACUCCGCUUACGGAGCCUUCUUCAAGGACGUCGACAUGGGAAAGACGGCUAAGAAGAUCAAGUUCGAUGACUAG
This is a messenger RNA of Australozyma saopauloensis, 1590 nucleotides long. It is a transcript of the gene DBP3, whose product is annotated as RNA-dependent ATPase. Gene Ontology annotation, molecular function: nucleic acid binding; ATP binding. The record is from RefSeq and is a predicted model, not a curated record. Lineage: Eukaryota; Fungi; Ascomycota; Pichiomycetes; Serinales; Metschnikowiaceae. The transcript has a single exon. Bases 1 to 1590 code for a protein of 529 amino acids.